CACGUUUUCCCGUCAGGAUUUACGUCGCUUCCGGGAGACGCGUUGGCAAUUUCCUAAACACAGCUCAGUCACUAAUAUAUCCGAGGCCAGAGCAGGGGAGAGGUGUGUGUUGGAUAUAACACCAGCUGGAAGGCGACCCCCUGAAACAGAAGAUAGCUGGACACCGAUUUGACAUGAGCAGGGUGCCCUGACAUGGACAAAGAGAUGAUUCCCAAAUUUACGUCAAAGGAUGAGGAAGUUGAUUACUGGAAGUCCCAAGCCCUCAAAUAUAAGAAAAGUUGCUACGAUGCCCAGGAGGAGCUGCAGGAGUUCCAGGAGGGGAGCCGGGAGCUGGAGGCCGAGCUGGAGGCGCAGCUGAGUCAGGCCGAAUACCGCCUUCGAGACCUCCAGAUUGAAAAUGAGAGACUGAAGAACGAGGUGGUCAACCUCAAGGAGAAGCUGGAGCAUCAGCAUGCCCAGAGUUAUAAGCAGGUUUCUAUGCUGGAGGACGACCUGGGCCAGACACGCAGCAUCAAAGAUCAGCUCAACAAAUACGUCCGAGAACUGGAGCAGGCCAACGACGACCUGGAGAGAGCCAAGAGGGCAACGAUUGUUUCUCUCGAGGACUUCGAGGGCCGUCUAAACCAGGCCAUUGAGAGAAAUGCCUUCCUGGAAAGUGAGCUGGACGAGAAGGAGACUCUCCUCGAGUCGGUCCAGCGGCUGAAAGACGAAGCACGAGACCUGAGACAGGAGCUGGCGGUACGGGAGCGGACCACCGACAGGAUGUCAGCACCCAGCUCCCCCACCUCUGACAUCGACAAGAUGGACUCUGCAGUUCAGGCCUCUUUAUCCCUCCCAGCCACACCCGUAGGAAAGAGCAUAGAGCACCCCUUCAUCACGCAAAAAGCACUGUCCAACGGCUGCAACGGCAACUCGUCCCUCACUCCUUCUGCUCGAAUCUCUGCUCUUAAUAUUGUUGGCGACCUUUUGAGGAAGGUUGGGGCUCUGGAGUCCAAAAUCGCCGCCUGCAGGAACUUUGCCAAAGACCAAGCAGCUAGAAAAAAUUAUUCCACAGACAACGGCAAACUCAUCAACAGCAAUGCCACAAAGUUCUCACACUCUCUUCACACGACCUACUUUGAGAAAACGACUGUAAACGGGUUGGACCCCAGCUCCUUGACCUCCAUCACCACAUCCAGAGCCGUGUCUCCACCAGCUCUGCUGCCUCUGAGUGUGUGAGGCGACCCCACACCACCUGAACCUCUACUGUCACUGUGGGAACCCAGAGGACACUUGAAUGACCUUUACAUUGUGUGCUAGGUGUGUGUAUGCGAGAGAAAGAGUUUGAAAGGAAACCGAUGCCGCGUGUGUUUGCCUGUUUGGGAUUGUGCAUUUUUUGACGUGUGGAAGAGAGGCUGGACUUCACAAUGAACUUGCCUCCAGUUUGCAGCUCUGAAUGCAUCUGUGAGUAGGUGCACAGUCGUGUGUGCACACGUUCCUACCACACACUUGCAUGUGCCUAAAGCUGUGCUUUACUGUGCUUGUAUGAAUGUCGUUACAAAUGUGUUGCUUUCUAGACGUCAACUCUGAAGUGGCACCGUUAUAUUCUUAGUUCCACUGUUCUUCUGAAACCUUGACAAACGGUCUCCACCAGACCAAAGCUUCCUCUUGACCUUUUUUCCUCCUGUAUUUUCACUCAAAAUUGCACAGUUAAGCUACUUUCAAUUUAGAAUGUAUUAUAUUUAAAAAGGGAUGUGUUCAUAUUAACUAAUUUAUCUCACAGUAUGCUUUAAAAUGCAAUAUUUUCUUGCAUGUGUGCAUUUGUAAUGUGGUGUCUGAGAGGUGUGGUCGGACCCCAUAUUCACGACUGAAGUGAAUGUUGAUCGUUCAAAGCCAUGUAGCCAUAGUGCAGUUGUUCCUCUUGUUACCGGCUACUUCCUGUGAUUAACCUGGAAGUAGUCGCCAUGUUGAAGCUUGGAGAAAGCUUAAACAAACUGCUCCUCAAAUGUUUCGCUGCAGUCGAGUGUUUUUUCCUCUGUGGACAUCUGUUGAAAUUUCAAGGGAACAGUUUUGCCUUUUUUAUGUUUUAUGUACACAUUUCUUUUUUUUUUUUAAUCUUGUGACAGGCUCAUUUACCUCGUUCUGAUAUAAGGGAAAUUAUCCAGUAGGUGAAUUUGGCUCCAUAAAACUUAAACAAAGGAUACUCAUUUCAUUUUGGCUGGUGUAUGAUUUAUGGUCUAUUGUGGCCUUUGUGUCAUGCAGCAUAUGUAAUGAUUCUCUGUUAACUUGUGACCUAAAUGUUUCUUUGACUUUGUCUUGGAUUUUAAGCAGGUUGGAUUUGGCAAAUCAUUUUACAUGCCAAAACACAUUUCUCCUGAUAUCCCUUUCAUAAGUCUUUGGGUCUCAAUCUUGAAUAAUAAUUUAAAGUUCAGUAUUUGUUUUAUUUAAUAAUAUAAUAUGUCAUUUUGGGCACUCGAUGAGCCUGUUACUAACGUGUGUUCUUCAGUCAGUGUAUAUACUGUAGCUUGUAUGGAUGGUAAUUUGUACAUACUGACAUUUGGCAUUAAAAGCCCUAUUUAUUUCAGAUUCUGUAUGGCAUGUUCAGCUAAUGAAUGGUUAAAGCCAUUGUUCUAUGAUAUCAGAUUGUCAAAAUUGUUUAAGUAAAUAAAGAUUGAGAUGAAAAAUAA
Trematomus bernacchii (emerald rockcod) is the source of this 2666-nucleotide messenger RNA. RefSeq names its product nudE neurodevelopment protein 1-like 1b (gene ndel1b). The transcript is spliced from 9 exons. Gene Ontology annotation, molecular function: microtubule binding. Gene Ontology annotation, cellular component: centrosome; kinesin complex; kinetochore. Gene Ontology annotation, biological process: vesicle transport along microtubule; centrosome localization; regulation of neuron projection development. The record is from RefSeq and is a predicted model, not a curated record. Bases 193 to 1218 code for a protein of 341 amino acids. NCBI's taxonomy places the organism in Eukaryota, Metazoa, Chordata, Actinopteri, Perciformes, Nototheniidae.